GCAUUAAUAGUUUCUGCUGGUUACACAUGACGGAAAUAUUUAUCUGACAAAGCGUCCAUCUUUAUUUAUGACAAUCACAUUUAACAUGGCGAUCUUGUAGAGCAGAAAAAGUAUAAUACGAUGUACAAGUUGGCGUUGUUUUAUAUAGUGGUGGGAACAAUAACAGUUGUUUUGGCAACAGCCUUCCCAUCAUGUAAACCCUGCGACUGUUAUGACGACAAUGGUACAUUAAUAAGUAAAUGUAUACACCUGGGGUUGACGAAAGUACCGAUGACAAUCCCUAAUAAUACCAAUCAUCUUAUCAUGAAGAAAAACAAUUUAAGCCACAUUUGCAACAAUUCCUUUGAAAGAUUCUACGAUCUAAGGCUACUUGAUCUAUCAUACUGUAUAAUUAAAAGGAUCGACGAGAAUGGGUUUGCUGGCCUUUGGAAUUUAGACAUACUUAUACUGAACCAUAACCAGGAUUUGGGAUUUCGUGGACUUGGAAAAGCAAUUUUUGGGCUUCGAAAUACGUCUCUACGCAUUAUCAAAGCUAACAGUAUAGUUCGCCAUUAUGCUGUUUGUGUUUGUAUUGACACGCUCAUGGCGGGAUAUUUUAAAGAAACGAGGAUUGAAGAAAUUCACGUCAAUGAUAACAGGAUAGAGUUUGCUGAACCACAUGCACUUUCACUCCUACCCUCGACUUUAAAAACAAUUAUAGCUAAAAACAAUAGAUUUACUAUUGGACCUUACUUGAGCGAAGUCAGUAAUCUUAGCAAUCUUGAAGUAUUGGAUUUUAGUGGACAUAUGUUGGAGGAAAACCUAACAAUACCUAUUCCUAACAGUAAUUAUUCAUUCCUCAAAGACAAUUUCCAGGUUCCCAUUGUGGAUUACACGAAACAACCCGAAAUAGUAUAUUCAAAGGACUUGGAACCACCGUUAGUCUUUCCACCAAAUUUGAAAAUUCUGCGGAUACAAUAUUAUGACCUGGCCUACCAGGUAACAAAAAUAGCACUUGGGCCAAAUUCCCUUAAAAACGUUGAUCUUAGGGGUAACGUUUUAUCGCGAUGGAUAGGACCAAUAUCCGGUGUUGAGAAUAUUACCGAUUUAAAUCUCUCACAGAACUUUUGCCUUAAAAUUUAUCCCGAAUUUUUUGAUAACUUCACUUCUUUACAAACGUUAGAAAUGUCUCUCAAUAAUCUGCAACUAUCACUUGCUAUGGAUGGCAAUGGUUCCAUUUUUAAAUCACUUAGUAGUUUGGUUAACAUUAGUCUCGCUGAGAACAAGUUACGAUAUUUACCAGAAAACGUAUUUAUUGGUUUAAAAAAAUGUCAGUUUUUAAACUUGAGCCACAAUCUUCUUGAUCAUAGGGUUUUUAUAUCCCUUCAACUUAUGAACAAUCUGCAAUAUGUCAACUUUUCCCAUAAUCACAUUGAUUGGUUCCAUUCAACAUUUCGUAAGCAGUUGGAGAUGGCAGGGCAAAGGAGUGGAAAUCUAACAGUUGAUUUAACUGACAAUCCACUGAUGUGUGAUUGUGACAAUUAUUACUUCCUACAGUGGCUUGUAUCUACGCCUUAUGUACAGUUCUAUAAUAUUGAUCAAUACGAAUGUUAUUUCACAAAUGGGACAAGGACAUAUCUAAGCCAAUCUGAGCAAAUCUUUGCUCAAUUGUCUAAAACGUGUCAUUCCAUCACUGGUCAGAUAAUCACAGUUUGUUGUUGUAUUCUUGGAAUUCUAAGCCUUGUUCUUGGGGCUUUUGUCUAUAGAUUUAGAUGGAAAUUAAGGUAUUUGUAUUAUUUCAGAAAUUCCAAAACUAUUCGACAUCAAACUGAUGACGACUUUGAAUAUGAUGCGUUUAUUUCUUAUUCCGAUGAUGCUAGUUUAUUUGUGGAUCAAACAAUGAAAUCAAAAGUUGAACAAGAAGCGGGAUUAAAACUUUGUCUUCAUAACAGAGAUUUUCUCCCUUCCUUAACAAUUGCUGAAGGUAUAGUUACUGCUGUUAAGUCGAGUAGAAAAACAGUUCUUGUUAUGAGUCCAGAUUUUAUUAAAAGUUACUGGUGUCUGUAUGAAAUGAAUAUGGCAGAUAUGGAAAGUCAACAUACUGGACGAGAUGUGUUAUUAAUAUUAUUAUAUAAACAUAUUGAAUAUGAUAAAAUACCAUCAACUGUCAUGUAUCAGAUUAAAUCACAUACUUAUAUUGAAUAUCCUGAUGAGAACAAUGAUUCAGACGCGAUGGUUACAUUUUGGGAAAAAUUUUCUAAGGCAAUUAAAUCUCCUUAAUGUACAGCCAACCAUUAUUGUCAUUUGUCACAGUGUCGAUCUCAUGAUCAAUUAAUCAAUGAGUGGUUUAGGUGCCGUGCACGAGACAGGAUUAAUUAACAUUACCAGUUACAACUUUUCAUCCCUAGAGUUUACAUUGCUGCCAGUUUGUAUUGCUGUAUUUGUUGCUUGCACGAAAUUCAUAUCGUAAUUAGAUUUUUUUUUAGGGGGAGUGGUUAUUUUUACUAUUUGCUAAUUUUUUGUAUUUAUCUAUAAUAAACUUGGUCUAUUUUAAUAUGUAGAAAUUUGCAUGCGCAUGCUGGCUAUACAUAAAGCAUUUUUUAAAGAC
This is a messenger RNA of Patella vulgata (common limpet), 2587 nucleotides long. RefSeq names its product toll-like receptor 4. The transcript is spliced from 2 exons. Gene Ontology annotation, biological process: immune response; toll-like receptor signaling pathway. Bases 121 to 2259 code for a protein of 712 amino acids. The record is from RefSeq and is a predicted model, not a curated record. Gene Ontology annotation, molecular function: transmembrane signaling receptor activity; protein binding. NCBI's taxonomy places the organism in Eukaryota, Metazoa, Mollusca, Gastropoda, Patellidae. Gene Ontology annotation, cellular component: membrane.